This is a messenger RNA of Exaiptasia diaphana, 1022 nucleotides long. RefSeq names its product nucleolin. The transcript has 3 exons. Lineage: Eukaryota; Metazoa; Cnidaria; Anthozoa; Actiniaria; Aiptasiidae. The coding region runs from base 107 to 835 and encodes 242 amino acids. The record is from RefSeq and is a predicted model, not a curated record.
GUUCCAGUUUUUGUACAGGAAUCCGUUUGCAUUGAUCAAAUUCGYCUGUUGAUAGUUUGUCGAGUCCUUCGUCUUCUCCUCUUUUUUCGACCUCAAACAYAUCAAAAUGCCUCCCCGAAAACGCAGGCGUGAUGAGGAUGAUGACGAAGAAGAAGAAGAAGGCUCACUUGAAGCUGAAAACGGAGUCCGGGGCAAAAGGAAAGCUGCCGUUCAAGCGCGCGCCAAAGUAGUACAAGACAAAGACAGCGACGAAGAGGAAGACGAAGAUUCAGAAGAGGAUGAAGACGACGACGAUGAGGAUUUUAACGAGGAAGAAGAAGAAGACGAAGAAGAGGAGGGUGAUGAGUCWAAAGAUGGUGUAGAUGGAGCCGACGAUGACGGAGAGAAUGAAGAUGAGGAGGAGGAGGACGAAGAUGUUGAUGCAGAUGCGAUCAAAGUUGAAUGCGUAGAAGCUGUUCUCGAAGAACCAACCCCAGAUGUUCCUGGUUACGUACUCAAGAAAAAGGAAGAAUCGACACCACAAAAACUUGAAAUGUGGUUUUCAGAAGAAAUGAGUGAGACAGUAGGAGAUAUCACUGAAGCAUUUUUCAAUCAUUAUGAAAGCAAGAAACUACCUGUUCUACAAAUUACUAAAUUUGACGUAAUUGAAGAAAGAGAUGAAAUAUACCAGAUUGACGUUUUAGAAGCAGAGUAUAACAAAGCCUAUGCCAUUAGAGAAAAGGAAAAAGAUUCAGAUGAUAGUAACCUUGCGCAUAGUCUUCACUGUUUAGUACGUGUUGCUGGAAAAGAUGGGAAAACAUGGUCCACGCAGUACUUUAAGCCAGAAGAUGACUAGUAAUAAUCUUGUGUACAGAGACGAUAGUGGACAUUUGUCAUUUGUUUUUCUCAGAUCAGAUGAUUCUUAAUCCUUUCACCAAGCACAGAAUCAAUGUAGCUUUUCAAGAGACCUCCUUUUGUAACUAUACUGCUUUUCGUUUUAUAAUGCUGUAAAAUAAAUGUUUGAGCCAAACAAUAUAUUUCCC